Messenger RNA from Rotaria sp. Silwood2, 1416 nucleotides. NCBI's taxonomy places the organism in Eukaryota, Metazoa, Rotifera, Eurotatoria, Philodinida, Philodinidae. The record is from the annotation of a GenBank genome assembly.
CGAACACUUGAUUAUAUUAAUAAUUAUUUGUCAUCUCAUACAAAUUUUAAAGCAGCAACAGAUUAUUUUUAUUUAAGAAAUUUUGUUAUUGGUUCCAAUCCAAUAUUAAUGACAUCCAUUAAUGGUAUAACUGCUAAUCGCACAUUUUCAACCAAUCUUUCAGCAUCAGAAUUCUUUUUUGUUCAAUAUACAAGAUCAGCUCACUUUCCUACCUAUGUUCCAAUAAGUGUUAUUCCAAAUCUUGGUUGUUCUGAUGAUGAUUGGCUUGCAGUGAAUCCUUCUUCUAAUGAUCGAGUUGCAUUAGUCAAAAGAGGUAAUUGCAGUUUUGCCGCCAAGGCAGCAUUUGCAUCGAAAUAUAACGUUACUGCUCUUCUACUAUAUAAUGAUGGUACAUCACCAGGUGGUAUCGCACCCAUUUAUAUUAGUUUAGGAAUGAAUAAUGAAUUACCAGGACUUUUUCUUUCCUAUGCUCUUGGUCAAGAACUUGCUGAUGCUGCUCAAAAUGCAUCAAAUAAUGUCGGUGUUCGUAUAACUAUCAAUGUAGCUGAUGAAUCAAGAUAUCCUGUUGGUAAUAUUUGUGCUGAUACACCAACAGGUGAUCCUACUCAAACAAUUGUUGUUGGUAGUCAUAGUGAUAGUGUACCAGCUGGUCCAGGUAUUAACGAUAACGGUAGUGGUAGUGCAGCAAAUCUUGGUUUAGCUGUGGCUCUUGCUCGUCUUUUUCAAACAUCUACUUAUGAAAAAUAUAAAUAUCGUGUUCGAUUUUGUUGGUGGGGUGCUGAAGAGGUUGGUCUGCUUGGUUCUGAUUUUCAUGUUAAACAAGCAAAAAUUAACACUACUGUUGGCGAACGUCUUGAUGAUUACUUGAUUAAUCUUAAUUAUGAUAUGCUCGGUUCACCGAAUUAUAUCUUUGGUAUUUAUGAUGGACGAACAGCAAACAGUAAUACUCCACCACAAGCACUUCCAGGUAGUAACAAGAUGACAGCUUUAUAUCGUGAUUGGUUUAAUCAACAGAAAUUACCUUGGACUAAUACUGACUUUAGUGGUCGAAGUGAUUAUGGUCCAUUUUUAGCUGAAGGUAUUGUGGCUGGUGGACUAUUUUCCGGCGCUGAUGGUAUGAAAUCGCUUGAAGAACGUAAUUAUUAUGAUCAACUGCUUGGCCAGGGAAUGGGUGGUAUUGCCGGUGCUAUUCAUGAUCCAUGUUAUCAUCGAGCUUGUGAUUCCAUUCAAAAUAUCAAUGUAUUUGCAUUUGAAAAAAUGGUGCAAGCUGCAGCUUAUGUUUUAGAAUAUUUAGGUCGUCAAGAUGAUUUGAAGCAAUGGCUUUAUCCAAAUCAAACAACAACUCGACUAGAUAGUCGAAAACAACAACGAGACUAUAAUUCAAUAAAUGAAUAUUUCGGAUUACCUUACUCAUGA